UGAGGCAACUCCUGUCCCUUAUGUCUCUUUGUGGGGAAGAGAACAGACUUCCCAGAACAUCUCUGAAGGCAAGAUAGAAACUCUAGGGAACGACACACUAGUUGCAGACUCUGGGCAGCCUUCGGCCUCAGCUUCAGUGGAGAGCACAAUGGGCACAAGGAAAGGAGACAGGCACCAACUUAUGCUGGAGUAAAAAAAAAAAAAAAGAAAAAAAUCCAGAGGUUCAAAACAGAAGGUGGAACUUAACAGCUGAACAAGCCAAGAGGUCAAUUUUGAUUUGAAGGAGAGAAGAUCAGCAACAUCAGAAUCAACAACGCUGGAUUGGAUCGCUAAGUAAGAGGAAAAAGAGUGUGUCUGGAAUAGCAAUACAGCGGAGCACUGAGGACUGCAGAAAUGUUCACAGGGUGCGGAGUGUUCGGUGGUGGUGGAAACCAAUGUCUGACCAGUAACAAUUUCAAGCCUCAACCAGGACUGGAGAUAAACACACCGAUCCAUAUCGAGAAUGGACUAAAACAAGCGAUGUGCCCCGUCUACCAGGGUCAAAACUGCACAAAUGCUGUCAUGCAGCCAGCACUGGUCAACAAUGUUUCGAACUUGCUGAAACCGAUACCACCGCCAGCCCCUCCUCCGGCGCUUAAGCUUGGACAGGAAGGAUUCAAAAAAGUUUGCCGCACCGAGGAGGACGGCCCCAGUCCCUUCCCAGGUUUGGCGUCUGGGGUCCUGGAGAUGCGCGUGAAGGAGGGAAGCAAGAUCCGCAACUUGAUGGGAUUUGCCAUGGCACGGAUACAGGGAGAGACGGGGACGAACGGCGGCGCGGGGCUCAGGCAGGUGGUCUUCACCGGCUCGGGCCGAGCGGUCACCAAGACCAUCACCUGUGCUGAGAUCAUGAAAAGAAAAGUGGGCUCUCUUCAUCAGCUGACCAAACUGCAAUACAAGGUGGUGAAAGAGGUGUGGGAGAGUACGGAAGGAGGAACGUCCGAGAUGACCGUGCACAGGACUGUACCCUCAAUCAGCAUCCUUCUUUCCAAAGAUCCUCUGGACCCCCAGGAACCGGGCUAUCAGCCUCCAGAGACCUUCAGUGCAUUAUGGGAGGACAGAGAGGGUGCCAAACCCGCAUCGCAAGCAACAUACAAGAGAGCUACGGGACCUUUGCCAUUAAGCAGUUUACCUCACUGUAAGAGACCCUGUUUGGGGGAAGGAGUCUCGGUCCCUCCUCACUGACUGACUGAACCACUGUCACAGGGAAAAGGAUUGAAUCAGCAGAGUUUAUUUGGCGCUGCGCUCUACUCCAGCACAAUGCUGAGACAAUCAGAACAUUCACUCAUUCAGAACAAUGCUUCCUCCGCUGACCAGCCAGUCCAACCUCUGGAGGUCAGUUUAACUGGGAUCUCAAGGCUCGUCUAUGUACAUAGACCAUUGACGGGGCAUCUUUGAGAGUCCCUCACCUCCACAAAGCUGUGAUGAUGCGUUCUGCGGUUCUAUCUGAACUGCAGCAGACUUAUUUCAUAUUUCACAACCACAAAAAAAAAAAAAAAAAAAAAAAAAAAAAUGUGUUAAAAGGACUCCAGAGAAAUGCUUUGUCGCAAACUUGUGGACAAAAUCAUUCAUUGGUGUCUUCUUACAAUCAUCAAAGCUUUUAAGUACAGCAUUUCAAAUGCACAAUGUACAGUAGAUACAAGAACUGAAAAUAAAAAAAACAACCUAACUCCAAUAAUGGUAUGGAAAAAAAAAAUCAAAAAACAUGCCAACUUCUUUUGCUUAAUUAUUAUUUCUCUUAAGAUAAAAAUUAAAUAAACAGUUUAUCCAAUGUUCUUUUGUAUUUCAUCUUUCUUGCUCACAUGCCACUGAAUCUGCAAUGCUCUGAUGGAGAAUAAUGAAAAAAAAAAUCAUAGUGUGCUGAUCUUUUGAUAAGAAUAACAGCAGUGAAAUUUGUCUGUAGAAAAAAGCUGAUUUAAUGACAAAGCUGUUGAUAAGGCGCCAAACCAACCCAGCCUGACAGAAACGCCAAGGGGAGAAAUGCAGGCACAGAUUAUCAUUAAGAUAACAAUAUAACAUCACACAACACAGUGGAGAAAAGGAUUAAAACUAGGCUUGACGGAGGUUUAUUCUACACUUUUCCUGCAAAAAGAUGAAACCACAGCAACAAGAUACACUUCUUCCUAUUUAGGCCUGCCCAUGAAGCAUAUCCAAUGCUAUCUUUUUCCCCCUUUAUAUUCCUCUAUUUUUCAAGCAAAAUGAUCUAUAGAAAAAAAAAACGAUUUCAAAGGGGCCAAGUUUUAAAGUAACGCUUUACAAUUUCCAGCUGACAGACAUCAUUUAAAUGGCGACUGACACUCUGCAUCUUCCAGCAUUUCUGUGUGUAGCCUCCUCGCAUUUCCACUUCACUUAGAAACAAGUUUAGUUGCAGAGGAGGUAUGUCUGAGUUGUUGCUUUAUGUAACUUAAUGUUGUUGACAUGUGUGGUAAUUCAAAAAAGAAUAAAGAAUAGCUACACUCAUGCAUGUUGAAUUGUAAGGAUGAAUGAUUUCUGUUAAACAACAUCCUUCUGGUAAUUGCUGAAUGUUAAACAGAAUGUUUAACAACCUUCUCAGUUUAUGCAGCCACAUGUUUUGCAGGUGACACAAUUCAACAGAGAGUGUCGAUCUUUAUGAAAACCUACAAGUCAAAAUUUCAAUUAAAUGCAACUUUUUGAUCAAAAACAAACUAAUCAAAACAACUUCUUAUCAAGGUCUUUUUUGUUCAAUUUUGCAAUAGUGUGGAAGAAUAGAAGAGUCAAUCCCAGUGGCAUUAACUUUUCAAAUCAUCAAAAACAUUUGCUUUCACUUUGACGUAAAGGUUCUAAAUUCAAUUCAUCGUGAAGCGGUCAAAAUUACCCUUUGGUGAUUAACCCCUCUGUCCAAUCCAUUAAAUGAAUCAGAGCACAGCCAAGCAAUCAAAAAUGCAUAAGAAAUGCUGCGACUGCAAUACAGCACACAUGUAGCAAACUGUGUCCUCGGGACUGCUGGAAGGUUAUCAUUUCAGGCCGUUGUUAUCGCGGAGUUAACAGCUUUCACCUAAGAGCCCGUGGGCCAGCCAGUCUCCGAUGCAGGUCAAAAAGAUAGUGCAUACCAGUAAAUUUCGAAUCGACCUGCACAUGUUAUCAUGCAUUAAGGAUUCAGCACCAAGUGUGAAAUGCAGCAGGGUAAUUAGGGAUAACGGCACAGCGUACCUGAGUGAGAGAACAGAUAAAAUAUACUGACAAAAGCAUUAACCCUGAGCCGAAUCCAAUGUGGCUGGAACAAAAUAGGCUGGUGGAGGAGUCAACAAAGUGCAUUAUAAGAAUGUGGACAAGGUUAUUCAGACAUUGGGAGUCUGUUUGCCAGUACUGUUUGUUUUUUAAAGAAGCAGACGUGGAGGAGAUUAAAGGCGGAAGUCUAAAAUGCUGUUCAGUAUUUAUGUUUCCUAAUAGCGCAUGUUCAAAGUCUCUGAGCUGAGUCCAUGACAUGUUUUUCUUUGAAAGAGAAUAAUUCAAGGGAAAUGAAUAAAGGUGCUUUCAGUGCCUUAGAAAUGGCCAUGUGUUAAGUCUAAAAAUGAAAACGAGAGGUUAAGUCGUGUUUCUUUUUUCCCUUCUGAAAAAUAAAUGUCAUACAGUUUCUGUUUUUUUUUUUAACCACUAAACUAUUAAAUGGCUGAACAUGGAUAACAUUGUUUAAUAACUUGAUUUUUUUUCCCAUGGUGGACAUGUCGCUAAUGUUAUGUUUACUAAAGGCAAAA
This is a messenger RNA of Cololabis saira (Pacific saury), 3752 nucleotides long. Its product is annotated as ribonuclease P protein subunit p25-like protein. Gene Ontology annotation, molecular function: RNA binding. Gene Ontology annotation, biological process: tRNA 5'-leader removal. The coding region runs from base 394 to 1221 and encodes 275 amino acids. NCBI's taxonomy places the organism in Eukaryota, Metazoa, Chordata, Actinopteri, Beloniformes, Belonidae. The transcript has 2 exons. The record is from RefSeq and is a predicted model, not a curated record. Gene Ontology annotation, cellular component: ribonuclease MRP complex.